UAACAGAUAAAAAUAUAAGAUUUUGAUAAGAUAAGGAGAAAUUUUGCGAUAAAUAUCGAUAAAUACUCAUUUAUAUAAAGGCUGUGUGUGCGAUUUGAUACGGUAUAUCAAUCAUUCGUGCACGUGUAACGUCAUAUUGAGCAAGGUGGAGAAACAAGUAUAAUGUAAAACUAAUACGUUAAAACUUUCAGUAAUUCAUUCAAAGUGAAAACUAAAAUCUUUAAACAUGAAGACACGGUUCAACACCUACGAUCUUGUAUGUUCGGUAACCGAACUGCAAAAGCUUGUAGGAAUGCGUGUCAACCAAAUCUAUGACAUAGAUCACCGUACGUAUCUCAUACGUUUCCAACGUAGCGAGGAGAAAUGUGUUCUCUUGCUUGAAUCUGGCAAUAGGAUUCACACAACAGGUUUUGAGUGGCCGAAGAAUGUGGCCCCUUCAAGUUUCUCCAUGAAGAUGCGCAAACAUUUAAAAAAUAAGAGACUGGAAAAGCUCAGCCAGGUCGGCAUGGAUCGCAUAGUUGAUUUGCAAUUUGGAAGCGGCGAGGCUGCGUACCAUAUAAUCCUGGAGGUGUAUGAUCGUGGUAAUAUAAUCCUCACUGAUUACGAAAUGGCGAUUUUGUAUGUGUUAAGACCGCACACGGAAGGGGACAAAAUUAGAUUUGCAGUGAAAGAGAAGUAUCCUUUAGACAGAGCCCAUUCCGAAACAAUGCCGUCUAUCGAUAAAAUUUACGAGCAUCUUCAGAAUGCCAAAGCGGGAGAGAGCCUUAAGAAAGUAUUAAAUCCACUGUUGGAGUUUGGCUCGGCCGUGAUCGAUCACGUUUUACUCAAAGCCGGAUUCAGUCUUGGUUGCAAGAUCGGUAAAGACUUUCGUGCGACCGAAGAUAUGCCGAGACUAAUUCUAGCGCUCGAGGAUGCAAACGACAUCGUGGACCACGCGAAGAAAAAUGUUUCGAAAGGCUACGUCAUUCAGAAGAGGGAAGCGAAACCUACUCAGGAUGGCGGAGAAGAUUUUAUACUCGCCAAUAUCGAAUUCCAUCCCUUUCUGUUCGAGCAGUAUAAGAACCAACCGUUCAAAGAGUUCGAGUCUUUCGAUGCUGCAGUGGACGAGUACUUUUCCACGAUGGAAGGACAGAAGUUGGAUUUGAAGGCAUUGCAGCAGGAAAGGGAGGCCUUGCAAAAGCUGGAGAGAGUAAAGAAGGAUCAUGACCAGAGAUUGAGCACGCUGGAGAAGACGCAGGAGGUGGACAAGCAGAAGGCAGAAUUGAUCUCGAGGAAUCAGACUCUGGUGGAUAACGCUAUCCUGGCCAUACAAAGCGCGCUGGCAAAUCAGAUGUCAUGGCCGGACAUUCAAGCUCUGCUAAAAGAAGCUCAGAGCAAGGAUGAUCCUGUCGCCUCCGCUGUGAAACAGCUGAAGCUAGAAACGAAUCACAUCUCUUUGCUGUUGCACGAUCCUUACGAGGACAGCGACGAAGAAUCCGAGUUGAAGCCUAUGAUUAUUGACAUAGACUUAGCCCACACAGCGUUCGGCAACGCCAAGAAGUAUUACAGCCAAAAGAAAUCAGCAGCUAAGAAGCAACAAAAAACGAUAGAGUCCCAGGGAAAAGCUCUGAAGUCGACGGAGAAGAAGACAAAGCAGACGCUGAAAGAAGUGCAGACUAUACACUCGAUUAAUAAAUUAAGAAAAACGUAUUGGUUUGAAAAGUUCUACUGGUUCAUCACGUCCGAAAAUUAUUUAGUGAUUGGAGGAAGGGAUCAGCAGCAGAACGAGUUAAUAGUAAAGAGGUAUCUGAAGGCAGGAGACUUGUACGUUCACGCCGAUCUGACCGGUGCGAGCUCCGUCGUGAUAAAAAAUCCCGGUGGCAAUCCUGUACCACCGAAAUCCUUAGCUGAGGCGGGUACAAUGGCUGUUGCGUACAGCAUAGCUUGGGAUUCCAAAAUAAUAGCGAGCGCGUGGUGGGUGCAUCACGAUCAAGUAUCGAAGACCGCACCUACUGGAGAGUACCUCACCACUGGGUCCUUCAUGAUACGCGGGAAGAAAAAUUAUCUCACGCAGAGCCAGUUAAUCAUGGGACUGGCCGUGAUGUUUCGGCUGGAGGACAGCUCGAUCGAACGUCACAAGGAUGAGAGAAGAGUGAGAGCUGUAGACGAGGAAAGCGAGAGAGCUGACUCGAUAGCCGAAGACGACAAGGAAAUCGAAUUGGAAGGUGAUUCGGAUGAAGAUGAAAAUCUGGAAAAUAAGGAUACAUUAAAUACGAUCCAAGAGGAGGAUCACUUAAGGGAAGAUCAAGAGGUAUUAGACUCGUGUAAAACAGAUACCAAUCCUAAUCGGGAUGCAGACGAUGAAGACGAUGAACAAGAUACGAAAUGUCAAUUUCCCGAUACACAAAUUAAGAUUGAUCUUUCAGGUCCAAAGGUGAGACUACACGUUGACAAUAAGCAGCCCUUAAUGCAAGCACAGAAUGAUACGGAAGAGAAUGUAGUUUAUUUAGGGGACGACAAGCCCGUUAUAAUAAAUACGUCAGCUAAGCAGAAUGAGAAAAGGAAGCAAAAGGGACCUCCGAAGGAACCAAACGAAAAAAUUGAAAAGACUGAGAAGAGCGAAAGUGAUAACAAAAAAGGAGAACAACCGGUGCUGAAACGGGGACAGAAGGGAAAGCUGAAGAAGAUGAAGGAAAAAUAUAAAAAUCAGGAUGAGGAAGACAGGCAACUUUCAAUGCUCGUCUUGCAGUCGGCAGGUGCGGCUAAGGAAGAUAAAAGGAAAAGUAGAGCCAAAGAUCCAUCAGGUCCGAGACAGCAAGGAAAGAAAAAGACAAAUCCAAAGCCAAACGCUGCAAUGCAACCUGUGCAUGCGAUGGACAACGACGACGAAGAUACGGGUCCAACUCCUGAGGUCGACAUGCUCGAUCAGUUAACCGGGAAGCCUUUCUCCGAGGAUGAACUACUGUUUGCUGUACCUGUAGUGGCGCCUUACAACACCCUACUAAAUUACAAAUUCAAAGUGAAAUUAACACCUGGUAUUGGAAAGAGAGGCAAAGCCGCCAAAACAGCCGUAGCCGUAUUUCUCAGAGACAAGGAAAUUUCUUCGCGCGAGAAGGACCUGCUAAAGGCAAUUAAAGAUGAAACGAUAGCUAGGAACAUACCUGGAAAAGUUAAAAUAAGUGCUCCUCAGAUUCAAAAACUGAAAAAAUAAUUAUUCUGUAAACUGUUCAUUUUAAUUCGGCUAAUCGGGAACUUGUUAUUCGCAGUAAAUUUUUUUUACAAAGGUACCUCUUGAAGAUCACGUAUUUCCUUUCAAUUACAUGAAUUAAACAAAUGUCGAUUGAGAAAAAAAUUACAGUAUCAGUUAUAAGAUUUUAAAAAGUUUUUAUAUUUUUUUUAAAUCGAAAUGGAAUAAUUGGUAGCAAUGUAGAAUAAUUUAAGGAUGAAAACUCACAUUCUAUUUAUUAAUUAAUGAUAAUUAUCUUGAAACUUUCCAAAUCUAAAUAUACUCAAGUUAAAUAUGUAUAAUAUGUAAAUAUGUAUUUUUUAGACUUGACUCUUAAACUGUUCAUUUUAACAAUAAGACCAUCAUUAUCUUUUUCUUUCUUGACAAAUGAAAAGCAUUCUCUCGAAUCUUAUAAAUCGGAGCAAUACUUUUUUGUGAAUGACUCAAUUACGUAAAUAUAAAAAAAAAACAUAUUCGAGACAAGAUUAUAUAAAAUGAACAAAGAUCGUAUACUGAGGAUACAUAAGAACAAAAAUUAUCUGAGUUCC
Messenger RNA from Ooceraea biroi (clonal raider ant), 3753 nucleotides. It is a transcript of the gene Clbn, whose product is annotated as Nuclear export mediator factor NEMF homolog Clbn. Gene Ontology annotation, molecular function: ribosomal large subunit binding; tRNA binding. Lineage: Eukaryota; Metazoa; Arthropoda; Insecta; Hymenoptera; Formicidae. Gene Ontology annotation, biological process: ribosome-associated ubiquitin-dependent protein catabolic process; rescue of stalled cytosolic ribosome. The record is from RefSeq and is a predicted model, not a curated record. Gene Ontology annotation, cellular component: RQC complex.